AUGCCUUCUCAAAUGGAACGCACCAUGGAAAUGAUGGUGUUCACACUUCACAAAUUCGCUGGGGAGAAAGGCUGCUUAAUAAAGGAGGACCUGAGAGUUCUCAUGGAAAAGGAGGUCCCUGAAUUUUUGGAAAAUCAGAAAGAUCCUCUGGCCAUAGACAAAAUAAUGAAAGGUAUGAACCAAUGCCGAGAUGGCCGUGUGGGCUGCCAGACCUUCUUUUUGCUGAUUGCCGGGCUCCCCAUCACGUGCAAUGACAACUCUGUAGCACACACGAAGCAGGAGGGAAAGAAGCAGGCAGCUGAGCAGCUACUUCCUCCCCGGGAAAGAGCUUUCCCAGAGAAGGAUGAGAAGGCUGUGACUAAGAAUAUGAUGGUAAGGAAAAUCAAGAUCUUCACGUUGCAGGAGAUUAUUUAG
This is a messenger RNA of Artibeus jamaicensis (Jamaican fruit-eating bat), 414 nucleotides long. RefSeq names its product protein S100-A10-like. Bases 1 to 414 code for a protein of 137 amino acids. NCBI's taxonomy places the organism in Eukaryota, Metazoa, Chordata, Mammalia, Chiroptera, Phyllostomidae. The transcript has 2 exons. The record is from RefSeq and is a predicted model, not a curated record. Gene Ontology annotation, cellular component: cytoplasm.